Messenger RNA from Morus notabilis, 3773 nucleotides. RefSeq names its product ethylene-overproduction protein 1. The transcript has 4 exons. Gene Ontology annotation, molecular function: protein binding. Bases 326 to 3103 code for a protein of 925 amino acids. Gene Ontology annotation, biological process: negative regulation of ethylene-activated signaling pathway. The record is from RefSeq and is a predicted model, not a curated record. Lineage: Eukaryota; Viridiplantae; Streptophyta; Magnoliopsida; Rosales; Moraceae.
AUCAGUCAACACCAUGAACUUUGGAGCUAGCCACCUAAUCUACACUAUAGCUUCCGGUUACCAAAACAACCAUUCAAUCCCAACACAUACAUAACACAGCGCUUUGCUUUAAGCCUCAAAAUAAUCUAUCAUCCAUAAACAUGAUAGAAAAAAGAAACCUUAAAAAAAUUUCCGUUCUCUUUUCUCUUUCACGAGGAAAGCUCAAGAUCAUGCUCAUUCAUAAGUCAGCAAAAACUCCAUUACAAUCCACAACAAAACUAGCGAAAACCACUCUUUAAAUUGAACUCACUUAUAUGCAAAACCAAAAAAAUCUGCCGACCAAGAAAUGCGUGGCCUUAAGCUGAUAGACCGCUUCAAGAGCGCCCAAGUCCACGCCUUUAGUCCUCCAGAUACCUCAAGAGCCAAGCUCGUCGACACCCAUUUCACCAAAAUCAUAUCUUUCGCUUCAAACUUAAAGCCCAACAAGACCAACUUCACCGCCUCCGAAGCGCUUCUCCUCCCUUAUGGAUUCCCUACGACCGACCUCCUCGAACCCCACCUGGACCCUCACCUCAAACCCCUCGAUUUUGUCGACUCCUUGGCUGACCUCUAUCAACGGUUCGAGAACUGCUCAUCGGAAUCUCAGAAGGCGGCUCUGUUUGUUGAACAGCACGCGCUGUUGCGCAGCCUGGGAGACCCCAAGCUGCUAAGAAGAUGUCUCCGCGCCACGCGCCAGCACGCGGUGGAUGUUCAGUCCAAGGUUGUGGCGUCGGCGUGGCUGAGGUUCGAGAGGAGAGAGGACGAGCUUGUCGGUUUGUCGGACAUGGAGUGUGGUGGGUUUGUUCUUGAGUGUCCCAAGGCUGCUUUGGCUAAUGGGUCUGAUCCAAAUUCAGUUUUUGAUUGUUGUAAAUGCGGUUUUGGAGUUGGAAGUGGUCCUUUUGAAGCAAUAAAUGUUGAAGAGGAGGAGUUUUUGGAGAUGGGAAAUGAAAGUGAUGUGUCGUUUUGUGUUGGUAAUGAGGAGAUUAAAUGCGGUAGAUUUAGGAUUGCAAGGCUUUCUAGUCCGUUUAAGGCCAUGUUGUAUGGUGGUUUUGAGGAGUCUAAAAAGGGGAGGAUUGAUUUUUCCCAAAAUGGGAUAUCUGUUGAGGGAAUGAGAGCUGUGGAAGAGUAUAGUAGUACUAAAAGGUUGGAUUUGUUUAGUCCAAGGAGUGUUUUGGAGCUUCUUUCUUUCGCGAAUCGGUUCUGUUGUGAGGAGAUGAAAUCCGCUUGUGAUGCUCACUUGGCUUCACUUGUUGGUACUAUUGAGGAUGCUUUGAUUCUUGUUGAGUAUGGUUUGGAGGAGAGGGCAAAUCUUCUUGUGGCUUCUUGCUUGCAGGUUUUGCUGAGGAAGCUCCCGGGUUGUCUUUAUAGACCGAAGGUUAUGAAGUUCCUGUGUAGCUCCGAGACUAGGGAGAGAUUAGCCAUGUUGGGCAAUGCUAAUUCCUUCUUGUUGUACUAUUUCCUUAGCCAGGUGGCUAUGGAGGAAAGCAUGGUGGCCAAAAUGACUGUCAAGUUGUUGAAGAGAUUAGGGGAAUGUGCGACCGAGAGGUGGCAGAAGGCGCUUGCCUCGCACCAAUUGGGCUGCGUUCUGCUCGAGAGAAGAGAGUUUAUUGCGGCACAGUGUUAUUUCGAGGCUGCUGUUGAGGCAGGGCAUGUUUAUUCCAUGGCUGGUAUUGCAAGAGCUAAAUACAAGAUCGGACAGCAGUAUUCUGCUUAUAAGUUGAUGAGUUCUGUCAUUUCGGAGUACAAACAAGCCGGGUGGAUGUACCAGGAACGAUCUCUCUAUAACAUUGGCAAGGAGAAGAUUUCGGAUUUGAGCAUUGCCACCGAAAUGGACCCAACUCUUUCCUUUCCAUACAAGCAUAGAGCUGUUGCGAAGAUGGAAGAGAAGCAAAUUAGGGACGCCAUUUUGGAGAUUGACAAGAUAAUUGGGUUCAAGCUCUCACCUGACUGUCUUGAAUCGAGGGCUUGGUUCUUUAUAGCGCUUGAAGAUUACGAAAAUGCGAUGAGAGAUAUUCGUGUGGUACUGACUUUGGAACCAAACUACAUGAUGUUUGGUGGGAAGGUUAGAGGUGAUUACUUGGUUGAGGUUCUCGGCCGUAUGGUUAGGCAAUUGAGUCAAGCUGAUUGCUGGAUGUGCCUUUAUGAGAGAUGGUCUUCUGUUGAUGAUAUUGGCUCUCUGGCUAUCAUCCAUCAGAUGCUAGAAAGUGACCCUGCAAAUAGUGUACUGCGGUUUAGACAAUCGCUACUUCUACUACGGUUAAACUGUCAGAGAGCUGCAAUGCGUAGUUUGCGGUUGGCCAGAAAUCAUUCCACUUCUGAGUAUGAAAGGCUGGUCUAUGAAGGAUGGAUCUUAUACGACACUGGAAAUCGUGAAGAAGCUCUCUCAAGGGCUGAGAGAUCUAUCGUUAUCCAGAGGUCAUUCGAAGCCUUUUUCCUCAAGGCAUAUGUAUUGGCAGAUACAAAUCUGAAUCCUGAAUCUUCGUCCUGUGUCAUUCAACUGCUGGAGGAAGCUCUCAAAUGUCCCUCGGAUGGUCUUAGAAAAGGGCAGGCGCUAAAUAAUCUAGGUAGUAUUUAUGUGGAUUGUGGUAAUCUAGAUGGGGCUGCAAACUGCUAUAAGAAUGCCCUUGACAUCAAGCAUACAAGAGCUCAUCAAGGGUUAGCACGCGUAUACCAUUUGAGAAAUCAACGGAAAGUGGCACACGAGGAGAUGACCAAGCUUAUAGGAAGGGCACAAAACAAUGCAUCAGCUUAUGAGAAACGGUCUGAAUACUGCGAUCGUGAGAUGGCAAAGGACGACCUUGAUAUGGCAACAAAACUAGAUCCGCUAAGAACCUACCCUUACAGAUAUAGGGCAGCUGUUCUGAUGGAUGACCAGAAAGAUAAUGAAGCAGUAGAGGAGCUCACAAAGCCCCUAAAUUUCAGGCUCGACUUGCAAAUGCUUCAUCUUCGAGCUGCGUUUUACGAUUCCAUGGGAGACGUGACCUCCGCUCUCCGAGAUUGUCAAGCAGCUCUCUGCUUGGACCCCAACCACACAGACACUCUUGAUCUUUAUAACCGAGCGCACAAUCUAGCUACUCAUAAGUAACUUGUGUCAUUCACUUUGCGCGAGUAUUGGCAUCAUAUUGUGGAAGAUGUUAUUCUCAGUCGUGAGGAAUACAACCACAGGGUGUUUAAGGUAUGUCACAAGAACAUUUCCCAGAAAUCAAAGUUCUGCACAAGUAGCUGGCUUCAAACUUGCCUGGCAGCAAAGAAGAAAUGCGUUGUGGAAGAACGAGGAGCAAAAAGAUGAUCCGAGAAAAUGCAAUUGUUGGAUGGAUGUUGAUGGUCGGAGAGUGAGCUCCAAGCCACCUUUCGAACGACUUUAAUGAAGAUUGUUAUGCAAGAAAUGACCAAUGAAAACUUAUGUUCAGGAGCAUGGGUUGAAGAUAGGAUUAUGUUGUUGACUUUCACCUUAGCACUUUGAAAAUCUGUAGAAGCGUCGCUUUGCGUGCCCUGUUAAAAGAUUGAGCUCAGAUUCAGUUUCUCUUGUACAUAAAAGAAGCAUUAGAAAUAUUCGGAAUCUCAAGUUUGUUGCAAAGUUGUGUGUAAAAGGUAAAGCCUUUUCAUAGAAAAGGGAGGGCGAAUGUCGCUAUUUGACGUUUCCUAAAACUCUAACCCUUUUACUUGCGCCACAAAAUUGAAAGCACAUGGGUUUUGUAAUAAAUAAAGUAGUCUUAUUAUCAUCUUAUUCUUCCAUGAUCAAAUGAUUUUGUUUG